AUGGAUUUCCUCCGGCUACAUCUCCCUGGGCUGCAUCAGGCCUUGAGGGGGGCACUGGAGUCUUUCAGCACCUUUGUCUCCUACCUUAUGGGAGAUGAUGUCCCCACUGCAGAGAGGAGGGAGGCGUGUGCAGCUGAGGAACUGGGGGAGGUGGCUACAAGAAGCCUUGGGGGGAAGGUAGAGGAGGAAGCCCAGGAGGCCGUGGAGGGCCUUGGAGGCAGCCAAAGCAAGGGGGAUGGAGGGCUGAGAGGGCCUGGAGAGGCUGGAAGAUGCCAGGAGGAAAGCUCAGCUACAGAACAGACCUGGGGUGGGGGACAAGGCAGCUCCCAUGGGUCUCAAGCAGAUAGGCAGGACACUGGGGCCUGGGAGGCAGCCACGGCCACUAGAUGCCAGCAUUCAAGUAUCCCCCUGGGGCCCAGAAGGAAAUCUGAGGCAGGGUCUGAGGCUGGUCGAGACAGGAGUAGCCAAGCCCAGGAGAGUCAGCAGCCCGAUGAGCAGGAAGUGAAGAGAGAGGAGACACUGAGAACCUGGGAACGGGAGGAGGAGGAGGAAGAGGUCAGGGCAACAGAGCCAGGGGUGGCUGGAGGGGCGGAGUCAGAGGGGACCUGGCACAAGGAGCUUGAGCGGACGGCGAGUGUUGAUGGGCAAAAGGUGGCAGAGGACAGAGAGGAGUCAGAGCAGGGGGUUGAUGAGACAGCUGCAGAGGAGAGCCAGGGGCCUGGGGCCAAAGGGGCCGGGAGGGAAGAAGAGGUGGUAGUGGUAAGGGGUGGCCAAAGCACAAGGGCACAGGGGACACAGGAGCCAGGGGCAGAACCUGAGGACAGGAAAACCUCAGGCAGGGAGGAGGCUGACCUCCCAGGGGUUGGGGAGACUGAACAUGGGGCAGUCCCAGGAGAAAGGACCCCAGAGGGUACUGGGAGAGUCUGGGCCCUAGAGGAGACCUCCAAGGGAGGCCAGGAGGAGGAGGUGGUAGAUGAGAAUAGAGAGGCUGAAGUGAGCCUCUUCCCCAAACAGACCCAGGCCCUGGGAACCGAGAGAGUGAAAGAAGCAGCCAAGGACCAGGCAGCAGGGAGGGAAGCUGAGGAAGGACAGGACUCAGAGGCGGAGGGAGGGGAGGGCUUUGAGGGCCGGGCAGAUCAGGCUGAGGGAGAGGCUGUGGAGAGGCAAGAUUCAGAGAUCAGGGCUGCUCAAACCAGUCUCAAGGAGGUGGUGCAGGCAGAGGAGGCCGAGCAACAGCAGAAGAGUUGCUGGGCUGCAGAGGCUGAGCUGCUCCAGGACAAAGCAGCAAAUGAGGUGGAAGGUGAUGUUGACUCGGAGGAAGCAGCUCAGGCCAGGGGAGAAGCCCUGGAGGUGGGGUGGGGCGGCCUUGAGCACAGGGUCACUGAAGGCCAAGAACCUGAGCUGGUGGGAGGCCCCCAGACCCCCACACAGCAACUCGAGGAAGGGCAGGCAUGUAAGGAAGAGCUCUGGAGCAUUCCAGCCCUGAGCAGAGAGGAGACAGAGAGGAGCCUGGAGGAAUAUCCCAGGAACGUGGGGUAUGUAGAACCUAACAGCUCUGUGGCAGAAGCCUGGGAAGACAGAAGAAGGGAUGUGGAGAGAGGGAACACCCAGGAGGAAAAAGCAGAUGCUGAAGAGGGGAAGGAGGAGGCUACAGGAGGCCAGGCACCGGUGGCGGAGGCUGAAGGAGGCCGAGAGUCUGCACGACCAGAGGUCCCAGAGGCAGGAGGGGAGUGGAUGAAAGUAAAGGAAGCCUGGCAUGGAGCAGAGGAUGGGGAGGCCCCUGGAGCAGAGAGCCAGGAGCUGGGUGGAAGGCAGGGAGCAGAAGCAGGGACCGUCCAGUCAUUGGGAGAGUCAGACGCCACAGAAACCAAGGAGGAGGAGGUGGAGGCCGGCGUGCCCUGGGGGGCAGACAGAACAUCCAGGAGAGGCUGGAGGCUGGAGGCAGAGGCUCUGAGUCUCCAGGACAGCAACGACAUGGAGACAAAUUCUUUGGCUACCGAGAUCGUGGAGGAUAAGGCAGCUCUGGAUGGAAGGGCUCCUGGGACUGGGGACAGGCCGGGCAGAGAGGCUGAGGAAGCAUUCGAGAGAGACUGGGAUUCAGAAGGGAGAGAGGAAGCCGACGGAGGUGAGGACCUGGUAGAGGCUGCAGAGGGGGAUAAUGCAGGUGGGCAGGAAUUUGGCCUGGAGGGCUCAGCAGAGGAGGAGGCGCCUGGCGGAGGUGGCCAAGCAGAGGCCUCUGAGGCCACUCGGGUGGGUGAGCCCGGGGGACAGCAGGCUGAGGUGGAGGAAUCCACAGUAGCAGAAGGAAGCUGGGGGAUGGAUGGCGUUACCUCGGGCUCCCAGGUGGUGAGGGUAGAGGGCCUCCCAGGAGGGCACACACUGUGGGAAGAGGCUGGAGGAUGGCAAGCGAAAGAGCAGGGGCAAAGCAGUGAGGGGCAGCACGGGGACAAGCACCCCGAGGGAGAGGCACAAAGGCCCCUUGUGGUGGAGGAUAUCGAGGUGACUGGAGACCAAAAGGCAGAGGCCGAGGAGAUUGAUCCAGAAGGCCUGGAGGACGUCCAGGGCCAAGAGGACCAGUCAACCAACCAGGACCCCCCAGAUGCUGAGCCUGGACCAUGCGGGGAGGCCACCGGGAGCGCCAGAGGGGAUGCUCACAGCAGCUGGAGUGAGGCCCUGCUCCCCGGGGCUCGCCUGGACGUCUCUGUCCCGAGGAGCCGAGCCCUCCUCUCCCGCAGCUCCUCACAGCGCCGCUCCCGGCCCUCUUUCCGACGGAACCCCGCCCCUGAGCAACCGCAGGAGCCUCCCAGCCCCCCACCGGAGGAAGAGCUCGUAGCCCCCCAACAGAGACUUCUCGAGCCAGAGCACGCCCCGGAGCCAAGCUCCUCCAGCCUUGAAGGGACUCCACUGCCACCCAGAAGGCCCCUGGGACAGAGGUUUGGCCUGGCACACCCUGGCAUGAUGCAGGAGCUGCAAGCCAGACUGGGCCAGCCAAAGCCCCAGUGA
This is a messenger RNA of Lipotes vexillifer (Yangtze River dolphin), 3003 nucleotides long. RefSeq names its product apolipoprotein B receptor (gene APOBR). Lineage: Eukaryota; Metazoa; Chordata; Mammalia; Artiodactyla; Lipotidae. Bases 1 to 3003 code for a protein of 1000 amino acids. The record is from RefSeq and is a predicted model, not a curated record. Gene Ontology annotation, cellular component: membrane. Gene Ontology annotation, molecular function: very-low-density lipoprotein particle receptor activity. The transcript has 5 exons. Gene Ontology annotation, biological process: triglyceride metabolic process; lipid transport.